Molecule: messenger RNA, 3063 nt
Organism: Sitodiplosis mosellana (orange wheat blossom midge)
Lineage: Eukaryota; Metazoa; Arthropoda; Insecta; Diptera; Cecidomyiidae
Product: GTP-binding protein 2
Exons: 3
Coding region: 700-2514 (604 amino acids)
Biological process (GO): translational elongation
Molecular function (GO): GTPase activity; translation elongation factor activity; GTP binding
Source: RefSeq, a predicted model, not a curated record
UGCAAUAGAUGUGUCAUACAUUUCAUUCGUCUUUACCGAAUGCGAACGGUUUAUUUUUGUAUUUAAGCUCCAUCAUGCGGCGAACAAUGACAUUACACAUUUAUCGUGUUCACUGACAGACUCUGACUCUAGUUUGAAAUUGAACCUUGAGUAAAUCAGCUGCAAACCUUUUUUUCUGUGUUUAUACAAUUCACUUUCGGUAUACUUCUGCUUGUGUUCCGAGCAAUAAUAACCAGCUAAUUUAGGUAUUUUUCGGGAGAAUUAUUCGCAUUAAAAAAAUGAAUAAAGUGCGAUUGAGGCUGCGUUAAAAUCGGAAAAUGUUAGUAAAAAAUUCGGCAUAAAAAUUGCGGAGAUGUGAGAGCUGGCCAAAUGUCAAUGGAGAGAAAGAAAUCCAUUCAGUCCAUAAACACUGGAUGAACGCACAAAAAAAAACUAGGGGGAAGAAAAUAGUAACAACAAGCAAGCGACAACAAACAAUUUUGUUCGUAUUUUUCUGGAAUUUAGCAUAAAAAUUGUUUGAAUCUGUGCGUCAAAAGGUGUUUCAACUUAGUUUUUACACUGCAAAUACACGAGGAGAGUGAAAAUUUUUUAUCACCGACAUCAAAUACAAGAAAGAAACAAAAAACAAUAUAAGAGGAACAACACAAAAACCUGAUUUUCUGAAAACAAAGUAAGCAGCUGAACAUAGUAUCAACCGAGAUGGAUUUCGUAAGUCUGUUCGAUCCGAAAGAUUCAAUCGAGUCGAACAACAACAAGAAGAAUGAUGGCUACAACCACAACAAGAAGAGUUUCCGCAAAGCGAAAAAGAAGGAUAAGGCUGCCAAGCUGCAGCUGCAACAGGACGACGAUGAGAGCAAUGCAAAUAUUGUGUUAGAUUUCGAACAAGGCAUUCUGCCACCUGAGCCUCAACUGGGCAACAUUGAAUAUAAGCUAAAGUUGAUCAAUCCAACAUCACAGCGCUUUGAACACCUGGUGACACAAAUGAAAUGGCGACUGAGGGAGGGCAAAGGUGAAGCAGUCUAUGAGAUUGGUGUUCAGGACUCUGGAUUCUUGCACGGUUUGAGUGAUGCUGACAUGGCAGCUUCAUUGGACACACUGAAGAAAAUGGCCAAUAAAUUGGGCGCUUCGACGACGAUACUCCGCCGCAAGACCGUUUCAUCACAGCGAUCCGUGGCAGAGGUGCUGGUUCGAAAGAUACCCGACGAUCAGCAUUCGAUAGAGGUUCGUGUUAGUGUGUUGGGCGGAGUGAAUGCUGGUAAAUCGACUUUGCUCGGUGUUUUGACACAAGGUGAAUUGGAUAAUGGACGGGGAUCGGCUCGACUGAAUAUGUUUCGACAUCGUCACGAAAUUCAAUCGGGCCGCACGUCUUGCAUAUCACACGAAGCAAUCGGAUUCGACACUGAAGGCAAUGUAAUUAAUUUGGCACUCGACAUGAUGACGGCAGAAGAAAUAAGUGAAAAAUCAAGUAAACUAGUGACAUUCAUGGAUUUGGCUGGCCAUCGAAGAUACUUGAAGACAACGGUACAAGCACUAACUGGAUACUCACCACACUUUUCAAUGCUAGUGGUUAGCGCUGAAGGUAUAAAUAGUAUGACUUAUGAACAUUUGGAUCUGAUUCAAGCACUGGAUAUGUCUUAUUUCAUUGUUGUGACAAAAAUCGAAAACACUUCCCCCGACGCCACGCUGACCAAACUGAAAUCGAUCAUUGCGUCGGUUGAGGGUCGGAAGAUGCCAUUUUUGAUACAAACCAAUGACGAUGUUAUCACGGCUGGUGCCAGACAAUUUCCCGAACAAAUCGUGCCAAUUUUCUACGUGUCUAAUGUGACUGGUGAAGGUUUGGAUUUGUUGACACGUUUCUUAUUUUUACUAUCGCCGGGCAUUAGCAAUGCAGAAAAAGAUCGCCUGGAACAAGAACCGUACGAAUUUUUAGUCGAUGAGAUUUUCAAAAUUCCUGGCGUCGGUUCAGUGGUUGGUGGAUUGCUCAUCAAAGGCGUUCUAACCGAAGACACACAGAUGCGGAUUGGACCAUUGCAAGAUGGCUCUUUCUAUCCGGUCACCGUGCAAUCAAUUCAUCGGAAUCGAGCCGCAUGCCGAAUGGUGCGCGCCGGCCAAAGUGGUUCGUUGGCUUUCCUGCAAGAUGAAAAUUUACCACCGCUUCGAUCUGGCAUGAUAUUGCUGCCCACACACAAAAAUGCAUCCAAUGUCGAUCUCGUCGAACCCUACGGAUCUUGGUUCUUCCAAGCUAAAAUCUCAGUUCUGUUCCAUGCGACAGCAAUUUACGAAGGAUUUCAAACAACCGUACAUAUCGGUAGUAUUAGACAAACGGCAGUCAUCGAAGGUAUCAUGGGAUGCGGCAAAAUUGGAACAAAUGAGCAGGCUUCCGUAUUGUUUCGAUUCAUGUGCCACCCUGAGUACGUGAUAUCUGGCCAGCGGAUAUUAUUCAGAGAGGGAAAAAAUAAAGGCAUCGGCAUCGUGACACAGGCAUUUCCCAUCAAUAAGCAACAAGUGGACUAAUUUCUCAAAAACGAAAGACGGAAUCUAGUCAAUUUGAUUCGUAUUCACUAUAGAACAAAAGCAACCGCAUGCAAAUUGCAUGAUGUAAUAUGAUCGGUUCCAAGAUAAGCAAAUGGCUUACGAUUGAAUAUGUUUUUGUAUUGUACAGCUGUGCUCAAAUCUCACUUACAUUAGAAGUGAUUGGUUUUUCGUUUCUCUUGACGAGAUGGAUUUAAGAAAAAAAAAUGAUGAUUUCAAAAAUAUUUGGACUUAUUAAAGUCGUAUUGUUGACGUCAUACAUUUUAUUUAUGGAAAUAACAAAUUAUAUUACUUACAUAUUUAUUUAAAGGAAAGGAAAAAAAACAGUUAUCUCAAGUAAUACGCUUGUGUAUGACUAAUAAUCAAUAUACCCUUAGUGUGCAUACACACUAUUUUGUCUCUCUCUACUUCAACAAUUCAAAUCUACUGACAACAACAAAAAACUAAAACUAAAAAAAAAACAAUAUGAAAUGAAUUUUUCUGUGAUUUUGAUUAAAUGUUUUAUUAAAAUGUGAACUUUUCCAUUCUAAA